CGUCUAGACCCAACAUCAGUAUGCGCAUUUCUUUGUUACCAAAGAUCCUUAAUAAAGCUUUCGAAACAGAUGCACCCAUUGCAACAGUAUUUUAUUGUAAUUGCGAAGAGAAUGACACUAAAAGUGGUG
Molecule: messenger RNA, 129 nt
Organism: Racocetra persica
Lineage: Eukaryota; Fungi; Glomeromycota; Glomeromycetes; Diversisporales; Gigasporaceae
Source: the annotation of a GenBank genome assembly